Molecule: messenger RNA, 2838 nt
Organism: Talaromyces amestolkiae
Lineage: Eukaryota; Fungi; Ascomycota; Eurotiomycetes; Eurotiales; Trichocomaceae
Exons: 4
Coding region: 1-2838 (945 amino acids)
Biological process (GO): phosphatidylinositol dephosphorylation
Cellular component (GO): endoplasmic reticulum
Molecular function (GO): phosphatidylinositol-4-phosphate phosphatase activity
Source: RefSeq, a predicted model, not a curated record
AUGCCCAGCUUGGUGCGAAAGCUCGUUAUUUUCGCCGCUGUCGAUGGCCUGAUUCUACAGCAAAGUGAUCGCGGACAGCGGGGCUCAAUUAAUGGAAAUCUAUCAGUACAGAUCGACUACAAGACGAGGAAGAUUACCUCGUUGUCGCAAGCCCGCUCCGAAUCUAACGCGAAGUCAACAUCGCCGUGUUUAGAGGUGUAUGGGCUUGUGGGAUUGCUGAAUAUCGCCUCAUCCUCGUUUCUCGUAUCCAUAACACAGCGCAAAGAAGUCGCCCAAAUACUUGGAAAACCGAUAUAUGCAAUUACAAAUGUCGCCAUUAUACCAUUAACGUCCCAAGAUGAUGCAAAUCGCGCUAUUUUUCAGGCACAGAACACUGCAAAGCAGGGCGGAGACGAGUCUGAUCAGAAUACUAACGAUGAUACAUCCAGUAGCGAGGCUGGCAGUGAGGCCGACAGUGGUGAUGAGGGUAUAGUAACCACGCCCGCGGUGUAUCUUGAUGAUCAGCAAGAGCCACCACAUAACAGUGUUGCGCAAGAUGUGAUCGGAAACAGAGGUCGCAACAACCGGUUUACGCUCAAUUGGUUCUCGAGAAAGCGAUGGGGAGCCUCAGGAGGCUCCCCCCAUUCCAAAUCGGACCCUUCUCCAUCCGAGACUGAGAGAGCGAAAGAAGCGUCUCCGGAAAAGGUAGAGCCUCUUCGAGAAUCUGAAGAGGUCCGCACCGAAGCCGAAGCCGCGCCUGUGGUUGAGAAGGCGGCCGAGGACGUUGAGUCUCAGUCUCACCUACCUUCCAGCAAGGCUAUAGAACUCAUGCCUAAGUUGCUGAGAUAUACGAAACUGAUCCUAGAACGGCUCAGCUGCCGCUUCAUGUACUUGCUGAUCUACUUCUGGAACAAACAUUUGAUACAGCCCUUUAUAGACGGCGGCGACACGGCCCGAUCGUUCGUGUUGCCACUAAUACAAGGUUUUGUCGGCCAGCGUGAAUUCACAGUUGCGUCUGUAAAAGACCGUGUUGAGGACCUGGAGAAUAUUCAGGCGCCUGAUGAUGUAUUGCCCUCGCCAGCUACUGUAGUUAAAGAGGAAACAAAUGAGGAGAAAUUGGCAGAAGACCCCAAAAAACAGAAUUUUCUUCUGACGCUCAUAUCUCGACGGUCAAUCCAGCGCCCUGGGUUACGAUAUCUACGACGCGGUGUGGAUGACGAGGGCAACACAGCCAACACCGUAGAGACUGAACAGAUAUUGUCAAACCCAGGAUGGGACCCGGCCCGAAAAGUCUACUCACUCGUCCAACUCCGUGGCUCUAUACCGCUUUACUUUACACAGUCGCCUUACUCGCUGAAGCCGAUGCCCGUUCUUCACCAUACCUAUGAAACAAAUCAACUCGCGUUUGCUCGUCAUUUUCGAGACCUAUCCAGGAAAUACGGCAAGAUACAGAUUGUGUCUCUUGUCGACAAGCAUGGGGUGGAACUGAAAAUAGGCGAAGCUUAUGAGUCUUACACACGAGCCUUCAACGAGAACGAAAGCUCUAAUGGUCUAAACCUAGGCUUUGAAUGGUUCGACUUUCAUCACGAGUGCCGUGGGAUGCGAUUUGAAAACGUCAGGUGCCUUGUGGAUAAGCUGGUCGACAUUACGAUGGACUUCGGAGAGACGAUAAUCCUAGGCAAUUCGUUAUUGAAAAAGCAGACAGGCAUUAUUCGCACUAAUUGCAUGGACUGUCUAGACCGUACAGGAGUCACACAGUGUGCCUUUGCCCAGAGAUCAUUGGAGCAGUCACUGAAAAGCGAGGGUUAUACGAUUGAUCUGCUAGGCGACGCAUCGACACAUUGGUUCAAUACUCUUUGGGCUGAUAAUGGUGACGCCAUCUCGAAACAGUACUCUUCAACCGCAGCUUUGAAGGGUGACUAUACACGGACGAGGAAGAGGAAUUAUCGAGGUGCGUUGAAUGACUUUGGUUUGACGCUAUCACGAUACUAUAACAAUAUCGUCAACGAUUACUUUUCGCAAGCAUGUAUCGACUACUUGCUUGGCACUGUAUCCAUCCAGGUAUUCAGCGAAUUUCAAGAUAACCUGAAAACCAUCGACCCUGGUAUUUCGAUAGCGAAACUGCGGCAAAAUGCCAUUGAGACAUGCAGUAGGCUUGUUGUGGACGAUCAAACGGAGGAACUUGUCGGAGGCUGGGCUAUGCUAAGCCCUCGACAGCCCAAUACCUUGCGAACUUUUCCUUUCGAAGAAACUGUUUUAUUGCUCACAAAUGCAGCUCUAUAUAACUGCCGAUUUGACUGGAACACAGACAAGGUCCUCUCAUUUGAGCGGAUCAACCUUAGUUCCAUCCGCCAUAUCAAUCACGGAACCUACAUUACUUCUGUCUUGACAGAUGCUCAGACCGAUGAGCAACGCAAUGUCGGCAUGGUAAUUGUCUAUCAGGACAGCGAAACCAACGCUUUUCGAGUGAAUACGCGGUCGCUCCAAAGCAGUUUCAACCAGGAUCUCCAAGACACACCAGAGAAGAAAGAGGAAUGGAAUUUGUAUUCCUGGCUCAGUGGUACGAAACGGACGUCUAUGCGGUUGAUGGCUUUCAAGGCACUUGCUUCAUCUACCUCCGUGACAGUUAGCAACAACACGAUCUCGGAAACCUCCAUCAGCGAAAGGGUCGCUAUUCGGUCAAUAUGCGAGGAAAUUGAACGAGCCAUCAAGGCAGCACAAAUAAUGAAAGAUGGAGAGGAAAGCGAUAAAGAGUCUAUCAUCGAGGAAAAGGAGAUCAUAUCGCUGGCAGAGGCUAAGAAAAGGACAGGGUAUCUGGAGCAGCUUGUUUAUGAUGUCAAGAAGCUGGUGUGGGCAUAG